Messenger RNA from Lolium rigidum, 1188 nucleotides. RefSeq lists its product as uncharacterized. The transcript has 4 exons. Gene Ontology annotation, molecular function: endopeptidase inhibitor activity. The coding region runs from base 1 to 1188 and encodes 395 amino acids. The record is from RefSeq and is a predicted model, not a curated record. NCBI's taxonomy places the organism in Eukaryota, Viridiplantae, Streptophyta, Magnoliopsida, Poales, Poaceae.
AUGACUAGAUCGAGAACCAUGAAACCCCGCUUCUUCUUCCUCCACAUCCAGCUACUAGCCAUCACCCUCCAAUGCAUUGCCAGCAAUGCAACACAACCUGUGUUCGACACAGAAGGAAGCCAACUAGAUAGCAAUCACAAUUACUAUAUCCUCCCGGCCAAAGGUGGCGGCGGCCUCAAAGCCAUCCCUACUGGUCUACGAUGCCUUAACUUUGUGGUCCAGGAAAGUAACUCAAAUCUCCUCGGCACCACCCUGCAAUUUACCCCGCUACCACCGAACACUUCGGCCAGUGAGACGAUCCAUCUGUCCAGCGACAUCUGGAUUGAAUUCCACGAUCUUGAAAGCUUUUGCUCUGAUAGGCUAGAUUGGCACAUUACGGAACGUUCUCCGGAGGCGGCAGAUCGGCUGAAACAUGUGGCCGCUGGCAAUGAAGAUGGUGUAAGGUCAUUUGCGGUGUUCCGGAUUGAGAGGCAUGGUGCGGAUGCGAUGGGAUAUAAGAUAAUGUCAUGUGUUGACAAGGGGCCAUGCAAAGAUCUGGGUUUGCAUAAUAAGAAAACGCAGGCGACAUCAAAGUGUAAAUCACCAAGAUCCUUUAAUGCAAAUUUCUUCUUCCUCCUCAUCCAGCUACUAGCCAUCACCCUCCAUUGCAUUGCCAACAAUCCAACACAACCUGUGUACGACACAGAAGGCAGCCAACUAGAUAACAAUCACAAUUACUAUAUCCUCCCAGCCAAAGGUGGAGGCGGCCUCAAAGCGAUCCCUACUGGUCUACGAUGCCUUAACUUUGUGGCCCAGGAAAGUAACUCAAAUCUCCUUGGCACCACCCUGCGAUUUACCCCGCUACCGCCGAACACUUCGGCCAGUGAGACGAUCCAUCUGUCCAGCGACAUCUGGAUUGAAUUCCACGAUCUUGAAAGCUUUUGCUCUGAUAGGCUAGAUUGGCACAUUACGGAACGUUCUCCGGAGGCGGCAGAUCGGCUGAAACAUGUGGCCGCUGGCAAUGAAGAUGGUGUAAGGUCAUUUGCGGUGUUCCGGAUUGAGAGGCAUGGUGCGGAUGCGAUGGGAUAUAAGAUAAUGUCAUGUGUUGACAAGGGGCCAUGCAAAGAUCUGGGUUUGCAUGUCUAUAAGGAUAAGACAUGGCUUACGAUCAGCGAUGAGCCUUUUAUGGUGGUCUUUAGGAAAAAAUAG